AUGAGCUGUUUGCCGAUCCGGUGCUCAGUUAUCGGCUUCAUAGCAGGCGACUCACACAACGCUCUUUCCUCCUCAAACACCGCCCCCCCUCCUCCCACGCUCUCACUCUCUCUCGCUCCCAUCCCCACACUCUCUCUCUCCUCCUCCUCCCCCAUAUUCUGUGUCACUUUUUCCACACGACUCUCACUCUCACUCGCACCCUGCGCUUCUCUCACUCUCAUGGGCUUACUCUCAGCAGGAGCACCACUCUCCCUCACCACCACCUCCGCCCCUCUUCCCAAAGCUUGUGCUCGUAUCAGCUGGGAGCAAAGAAUCGACUGCUCCCUCGGCCGCCUUGCCCCUGAAUCUGCUGCUCCCCUUCUUGCUGCUGAUCCCCUUGGUUUGCUCCCUUUUGAUGGUUCUGCCCCCCUUGGCGCUUCUGCUGUUCUUGAUACUGUUGCUCCCCUUCGCACCUCCCUUUCACCCCCCAUCCUUCUCCCUAAAUCUCUCCCCCACCAUCCCCUUUCAUCCCGCUCCUUCACACUCAACGCAGCACAGACAAGGGGAGGAGGAGGUGACUCUCCCCACACCGGAUUAGGCCUACAUAGUAAGGACCGUCUUAAAGUGGAGAUUAAUAGGCGUCGGGCAGUGCAGUUGACAAUGAGAGAAGGGGGGCAGGAGGGGCAGGAGAGAGAUGGAGAGGAGGAGGAGGGGGAGGAGGAGGAGGAGGAGGAGGAGGAGGAGGAGGAGGAGGAGGAGGAGGAGGAGGAGGAGGAGGAGGAGGAGGAGGAGGAGGAGGAGGAGGAGGAGGAGGAGGAAGAGGAGGAGGAGGAGGAGGAGGAGGAGGAGGAGGAGGAGGAGGAGGAGGAGGAGGAGGAGGAGGAGGAGGAGGAGGAGGAGGAGGAGGAGGAGGAGGAGGAGGAGGAGGAAAAAAUAGGCUCCAUAUACACACCCAUACUUUGCUUGACACGUGUCAUGUUCUCUUUGGCCAUGAGCUUCUUUACUGCCACGGAUGGCUGUAGGAGGCAGUAG
Molecule: messenger RNA, 1011 nt
Organism: Closterium sp. NIES-65
Lineage: Eukaryota; Viridiplantae; Streptophyta; Zygnematophyceae; Desmidiales; Closteriaceae
Source: the annotation of a GenBank genome assembly